GAAAGGGGGAGGUUUUGACAGUCUGGUAUCAGGGAGUCCCAAAGUGUUAUUUAUUAAAACUCCGCGGCGUUGGUGACACUAAGAACGCUGUCAUUCGAGUGGACAGUGCCAACAGCGCUAUCAAACGCUGUCGCAGGAAACUAUAGUCAUUACACACAGAAAUCCACAGCCAUGGGCUUUGUAGGAAAUAUCCACCCAUCCCUGGAAACAUUGGAUUAUACCUCAACGAGAGUACAGCUUGAAAUCAUCGGUCUCUCUUUUCUCUUCUUUCUCGGAAUCUACAUCCUUUCGGCAUCUCUUGCAGCCCUAACCUGGACCUACCGCAACCUGCGUCUCAAAGAGAAGAUAUUUUGGAAUCUUUCGGUGGUGAGGGCGGUGUUCGGCGUAUACGCCGUGUGUUCUGGCGCCUGGGCGUUAUGGUGGGACACAGAAAUGAUUAAAGAUGUCGUACACGCCACGACGCCUACCUCCUGGUUCACGAACAUCGUCUCCAUUGGGUUCUUUCUCUUUGAGUGCUCAGCCAUCUUGUUUUGCGAUCUCUAUUUCCGACAGGGCAACAUGCUACUGAACCUCCACCACAUGUUGGCUCUGACGGGCUGUGUCAUGGUGUUGAGGUACAGGAGCAUCCAUUACUUCUGGGCGAUAGGAGUUGCUCUGGAGAUGUCGACGCCAUUUUCAGCCCUCUGUUGGAUUCUACUCAAAUGCGGAAGGGCCAAUACGUUCUUGUGGAAGGCUAACCAGUAUGUUCUAGUUCACGUCUUCCACUGCAGGUCGAUUUUGGAGACUUUCCUUUGGAUUCAGUCAUUCCGUCACUGGGAAAACAUAUGGGCUCACUUGCCGUGGCCGGUGUUUGUGAUGUUUUUCUCCGAAUUGGCCUUGGUGACGUUCGUUAUGACGCCAUAUUGGACUUACAAGAAAACAGAACAGUUGAUUAUUCCCAGAGACUGGAAUUUUGAGGAUUCUGAAGACAACAAGCGAACUAAUGGCAGUUUAAAAAAAGAAGACUGAAAAAUAUGAACACAUUAUAAGGGAGCAAAACCUUUUCUAGUGCCAUAUUUGGAUUUUUAAAAUACGAACAACACGCGGGGUGUUUGUCUGUCUUUACUUUGAAAGGUAGACACGUGCAAUUUGUUAAAUGUAAUUAGAUUAUAUUUGGCAAUAUUGCAAUUAUAAUUUUAGUUGAAAUUAAAAUUUCAAUUCUUCCUACCUAUUGGCGGAACUAGAUGGGCCUAAUAUUGCUAACAUUACAAAAAGGUAGUGACAGACUCAGAGGCCCUCAAAAUUGCGUUUUAUGUACUUAAAUUAUUUUUGGA
This is a messenger RNA of Lingula anatina, 1313 nucleotides long. RefSeq names its product protein CLN8-like. Gene Ontology annotation, biological process: lipid homeostasis. The record is from RefSeq and is a predicted model, not a curated record. Gene Ontology annotation, cellular component: endoplasmic reticulum; membrane. NCBI's taxonomy places the organism in Eukaryota, Metazoa, Brachiopoda, Lingulata, Lingulida, Lingulidae.